This is a messenger RNA of Actinia tenebrosa (Australian red waratah sea anemone), 1642 nucleotides long. RefSeq lists its product as uncharacterized. Gene Ontology annotation, cellular component: nucleus. Lineage: Eukaryota; Metazoa; Cnidaria; Anthozoa; Actiniaria; Actiniidae. Gene Ontology annotation, biological process: regulation of gene expression. The record is from RefSeq and is a predicted model, not a curated record.
AGCUCGGUUUCAAUGGCUACUACUCGAUGCUUUCUUCCUCAACGCGAGAAAACGAGAAAUUCAAGGAGGCAGAAAGUCAAAUAUUCAAAGAACGAACUCACUCAAGACCCUCCAUGUUUUUAAUUCAUUCCCUGAAAAGCAAAGCUUCCAGAAUGGACGGGCUUAAGAAGGAGCCUUUUGACGACAGCCUGCUCGAGAACCCAUUUGAGUGCAACCACUGUGACAUUUCAUUCAAGCGACCCAGCGAUCUUCAACGACAUGUACUGAGUCAUUCCAGUAAGAAACCUUUCGAGUGCGAGAAGCGCGACGAAAAGAUUGCUAUUAGUCAGGAAAGCAUUGAAAAGCCAUUGGAGUGCACUUGCUGUUUGAAGUCAUUUAGUCGACCUGAGGAACUCCAACGUCAUUUGAUGGUUCACGAUGACAAGAUGUCUCCUUACCAGUGUAAAGAUCAUGACUCCACCCGCGAUAGACGGAUCAACGACGAGAGUAAAACCCGCGAAAAGCCAUUACAGUGCACUUGUUGCAUGAUGCUAUUUACCCGGCCGGGAGACCUUGAGCGUCAUUAUUCACUAAUUCACGCAGAUGACAAGCCUUACCAGUGUGAACCAAAGGAAACAAAGAGUACCCUAUACUCUGAAGAAAACAAUGGAGAGAAGCCAUUCAAAUGCAGCCACUGCGUCAUGUCAUUCACCCGCCCAAGUGACCUCCAACGUCAUUCGCUGAUCCACAGUAGCAACAAACCAUACAAGUGCGAGAAAUGUGAUCGCGAGUUUACUUGGUUCGGCAACUUUCAAAAACAUAUCCUCUCGCAUAUGAACGAGAAUUCUCAUUCUUCCGGUUCGUUCUCCAGCAUGUUUACCUUGCUCGCUCGUGAACAAGUCAAAGAAUUAUUCAUCAAGGAGGGAGAAAAGUACAAAUGUAGACUGUGCAGCAAAAAUUUUACGCGACUGAGUGGGCUCAAGACACACAUUCGAAUGCAUACAGGAGAACGUCCAUACGUCUGUGAGGUUUGCUCGUUUGCUUUCACGACUUCCCGCGCUCUCAAGAUGCACACGAGACUACAUACCGGAGAAAAGCCAUACAAGUGCGAAGUAUGUGACCGAGCAUUCACUAGACGGGACGAGAUGCACACCCACAUGUACAUACACAAAGGUGAGAAGCCAUUUAAGUGCACCCAAUGUUCCUCUUCAUUUAUUCGCUAUGGCCAUCUUCAACGUCACCUACUCAUCCACAGUGAAGACAAACCUUACAAGUGUAAGCUCUGCCCGAAGUCCUUCACCCAGUAUCGUAAUCUACAAACACAUACCUACAAGCACACAGGCGAACGGCCCUACAGAUGUAAGUUCUGCCCGAAAGGCUUCACUCAGUACGGUACCCUUCAAGCCCACGAGAGGACGCAUACCGGAGAAAAGCCAUUCAGGUGCCAGCUUUGUGAAAAAGCCUUUAUUACGUCAUCACAUCUCCGAUGGCAUAUGAAAACGCAGCACCCCAAGAAAAACGCAGAGUAAGCCGGCUUUAACUACCGUAUUACUAAAAUGAACUCAUUCAAGUUUUUUAUGUUAAUUCCGCCGAGAUUACUUCCGGUCGUUUUUAUUUCCGGUUAUGGAUUUGCCGUAAAAGAGUUAUUGUCCUUUCUUUUUGA